UCACUGUUCUCCGUACUUGUGUUGAGUAAGGUACGAACAAGUGGUAACAAUAUAGCAUGUGGACCUUUAGUCAGCGUACCUUUUUGCAAUUCUCAUUCGAUUUGAUGAUAAGCAGGUGAUGUAACACGAUGCAGAUGAGAUGAUAAACAAGAAAGAACUGUGAAGUGGUACUAAAAUCAGGUAAUUGUUAAUUUAAAAUGGCAGCUUCAAGCAGUUUCUGGCUUUAUUGGAACUGGGAAGACAUGUGUGGUCCUGGUGGAUUGACAUUGUGGUCUGUGGGCACCCAUGAUAUUGGAAUCUGUUUUCAAGAACUGUGUCUACAAGUGCCUGUAUUUAUUUUGAUGGCAACAAUUUCUGCGUAUUACUGUGGCAGACAGACUCAUUGGAUUGUUCGUAGCCGCAGACAGUUACAGAUAUUAGGACUGCGAGCUAUAGCAACUGUCCUCAUGGCGGUGGCUACUGUAGCAAGAAUCUGCACUGCAAUAGCAUUAAGUCCAGGUUCUUUGCAGCCAGUGGAUUAUCUCUUGGCUGCUGUUGAAGGAGUAACUUGGCUUGUGCAUCUUGGAUUUAUCCUAGCUUUGAGGCACCGUUUAGGGGUUUCAUUGCGAGGACCUUUUUCUAUUCGUAUAGUGUGGGCUUUGAAUUUUGCCCUGUCUGCAAUUUCUGUGCAUUCCCAUAUAUUAUUAUUGCAAAGUAUUCCUAUGCCUGAUUUAUUCAGAUUUAUAUAUAUCUCCAGUGGCUUCAGUAUUGCAGACCUAGUUCUCCAGUGUGUUUAUAUGAUCACCUUAUUUCCGAGUGAGAGAUCGUGGGAUGUUGGCAGAUAUGAAGGAUUUGAUCAGCAUUUUCACAAUUCUGAGAGCCAGAGUUUACUUGGAUCCCCUAGACUGGGUACAUACAGUCGUUUCAGGGAGGAGAGAGACCCUUUGUAUCUUGGUACUGCAAUGGAAAAUGCUCCAUUUUGUUCUAAAUUGCUAUUCCACUGGGUUACACCUCUGAUGGAGAAGGGUGCUAAGAAGAAGCUGGAAAAUUCUGAAGAUUUAUAUGAUCUUCCAGUCAAUUUGACUCCUGCAUAUUUAUGUUCUCAACUGGAGAUGGCAAUGGUUAUGACUUCAGUAACUAAGAAGCACUAUUCAGAUUCAGAUACUGCUGUAAAUGUUAAUGGCAUAACAGAAAGUGAACACGAGAUACCAGAUGUGACGUGGAGGAGAGCAGAAUCACAGAAACCAGUUUCACUUCUCCGAGCUCUUCACACUUGCUUUGGUAUUCAGUUCUACAGCAUUGGUGUCCUAAAGUUUAUGUCAGAUGUCACAGGCUUCAUGGGGCCUCUGCUCCUCAAUAAGUUAGUGACGUUCAUAGAGACAAAGUCAGAGUCAUUGCUUGAAGGGUAUUUGUAUGCUGCUGGUCUGUGUGCUGUCACUUUAAUAGUGGCACUGUGUGAUGCUCAUUUCAACUUCUUUAUGCAAGAAGUGGGCCUCAAGAUACGAGGAGCACUGGUGACAACAAUAUACAGGAAGACCCUUACUCUCAGCAGUAUUGAACUAUCAAAAUUCAGUAUUGGUGAGAUUGUGAACUUCAUGAGCACAGAUACUGAUCGGAUCGUAAACUCAUGCCCUAGUUUCCAUUCCUUCUGGAGUAUUCCAUUUCAGAUUGGUGUGUCAUUUUACCUGUUAUACACACAAGUUGGCCUAGCGUUUCUUGCUGGUGCUACUUUUACUAUUAUUUUGAUUCCAAUUAAUAAGUACAUAGCUUCAAAAAUAGGUGAGCUGAGUACAAAACUGAUGUUACAGAAAGAUGGGCGAGUGAAAGUUAUGGCUGAAAUUCUGCGUGGAAUCCGUGUGAUCAAAUUUCAUGUGUGGGAAGACCACUUUGUUGACAAAAUUGGAAAGCUGCGUGAGUUGGAACUGAAGUACCUGCGCGGUCGAAAGUACCUUGAUGCAUUGUGUGUGUAUUUCUGGGCUACUACUCCUGUUCUCAUCUCCAUUUUCACCUUUGUUACUUAUGUUCUUCUUGGCAACAAACUCACUGCUGCAACUGUUUUUACCAGUAUUGCUCUGCUGAACAUGUUGAUUGGGCCAUUGAAUGCCUUCCCUUGGGUUUUAAAUGGCCUUACUGAAGCUUGGGUCUCCCUUAAAAGAAUUCAAAGGCUACUGGAGCUAUACGACAUGGACCUUGAAAAUUAUUAUACUGCUCUACCUGAAGACAAUUCUGAACUUGUUGUCUUCAUUAAAAAUGGAUUCUUCAGCUACAGGUCAACUGAGAAAGAAAACCAAGUGUCACAGACUCAAACUCUUGAGGAAGAAAGUCAAGAUGUGCAGGCCCCUACUAAGUUCAUGCUUACAAACAUUACCAUUACAGUCACCAAGGGCCAGUUCAUAGGAGUGAUGGGUGCUGUUGGGACAGGAAAGUCAUCUCUGUUAUCUGCACUUCUUGCAGAGUUGAACAAGGAAUCUGGUAUCAUAGCACUAUCUGAUCUUGAUAAAGGUUUUGGGUUUGUUACUCAGCAGCCAUGGCUUCAGAGGGGCACUAUAAGAGAAAACAUCCUGUUUGGGAAAUCAUUUGAACACAAUAAAUACAAGUCCAUUAUUGAGGCAUGCUGUUUGGUAGAUGACUUCAAUAUGCUGCCUGAUGGUGAUAUAACAAGUAUAGGUGAUGGUGGGGUGACUCUCAGUGGAGGCCAGAAAGCUCGGGUGGCACUAGCUCGGGCUGUGUAUCAGGACAAGAAUAUUUACUUCUUGGAUGACAUCAUGUCAGCUGUUGAUGUGAAUGUGGCCAGGCACAUAUUUCACAAGUGUAUUAAUGGUCUUCUGCGCACCAAAACCAGAUUCCUCUGCACACAUCAUAUCCAGUACCUGCUCUGUGCUGACCAUAUUCUAGUUAUGGAAAAUGGUAGAAUAACACAACAGGGUAAACCUACAGCUAUUCUGUCUGAUUAUGAUGAUUAUCUCUCACCUUCUGAAUUUGACAUUGGUGAUUCAAGUUAUAGUCAUAAAGAGAAUGCUAAAAUUAUCAGAAGUGAUACUGAUACAGCAUCAAGUACAGACAGUAUUUUGGAGGAAGAGGAGAGAGAAGAAGGAAGUGUUCACAUGAAUGUUUAUCUGUCAUACCUGAGAGCAAUAGGAUACCUUCUUAGUGGAGCCAUUUUGCUUUCUAUACUUCUGAUGCAGUCCUCUAGGAACAUAACAGAUUGGUGGCUCAGUUACUGGGUGAACCAUGAUUCUGUAAAUGUUCACAAUGAAACCAACACCUCGCUCUUCAGUGUUGAAGCAUUGAUGAAUUCCAGUGAAGGGAGUGUUUCGUAUUACUUGACAGUGUAUGCUGUCUUUGCUGUUCUCAAUUCCGUUUUUACACUCUUCAGAGCAUUCCUGUUUGCUUAUGGAGGGAUACAUGCUGCUACAGAUGUUCAUAAGCAAAUGCUGAAAACUAUCAUUAAGGCAACUGUGACAUUUUUUGAUGUGUCACCUCUUGGUCGUAUUCUCAACAGGUUUUCCUCUGACACAUAUACAGUAGAUGAUUCAUUACCUUUCAUUAUGAAUAUACUACUGGCACAGUUCUCUGGACUAUUAGGCACAAUAAUCAUAAUGGUUUAUGGCCUACCAUGGAUGAUUCUUGUUCUUGCACCACUGGUUCCAGUUUACCAUUGGCUUCAAGAGCUGUAUCGACUGACUUCUCGGGAACUUAAACGACUGUCCAGUGUCACACUAUCACCUGUAUAUAAUCACUUCAGUGAGACCCUUUUGGGUUUACCUACAAUCCGAUCAUUACGAGCUGUUCCCAGAUUCAAGAGGAAAAAUGAAGAGAAUUUGGAAGCAAAUCAGAAGUGCCAGUAUGCAAGCCAGGCAGCUGGACGGUGGCUGGGUCUGAGACUUCAGUUCAUUGGAGUGGCCAUGGUGACUGGAAUUGGAGUGAUAGCUAUGUUGCAGCACCAGUUCAAUGUGGCAGAUCCAGGUUUGAUCGGGUUGGCUAUUUCGUAUGCUCUAGCAGUGACUGGUUUGUUGAGUGCUGUUGUCAAUGCAUUCACAGAGACAGAAAAAGAGAUGAUUGCUGUGGAAAGAGUAUGCCAGUACAUUGAUCAGAUUGAGCUUGAGAACAGUCGAGAGAUAAUUGCUCCUCCAUAUGCUUGGCCUAGUCAGGGGGUUGUCACUUUCACAGAUGUUGUGCUCAGAUACAGAGAACACUUGGCACCGUCACUAAAGGGCGUAAGUUUCACAACUCGUCCUGCAGAGAAGAUAGGUGUGGUUGGUCGAACAGGUGCUGGCAAGAGCUCUCUGUUUAUGGCCUUGUUCAGACUCACUGAACUCAGUGCUGGGGAAAUUCUUAUAGACACAGUCAAUAUUGCCCACAUUGGUCUUACAAGUUUGCGAUCUCGGUUUGCCAUCAUUCCACAGGAGCCUUUUCUUUUCUGUGGUACUGUUGGAGAGAAUAUUGAUCCACUGGAUGAGUACCGUGAUGCUGAGCUGCUUGGAGCACUGCAGCGAUGCCAUCUAUCUAAUGCAAUCAACAGAUUAGGAGGUUUAGGAGCCCAAGUAGGACAUGGGGGUCAUAAUCUGUCUGUUGGGCAGCGUCAGCUUCUCUGCCUAGUUAGAGCUGUACUUCAUAAUGCAAAGAUCUUGUGUAUUGAUGAAGCAACAGCAAAUGUAGAUGCAGAAACAGACCGACAUAUUCAGCGCACAUUGCGAACAUCAUUUCAGAAGAGCACUGUGAUAACCAUUGCUCACAGAGUGUGCACAGUCAUGGAUUCAGACAGAGUUUUAGUCAUGGGAGACGGUGAAGUACUGGAGUUUGAUUGCCCAGACGUACUGUUACAAAAUAAGGAAUCAUAUUUCUACAAGCUAGCUCACAAAGACUUUCAUUGAUGGUAUGUGGCAGGUAAUUCAGACGUUACAGGUUUGUGAAACAGUCUGUAGAGCUCCACAGAUUUAUCCUCGUACAAGCAUGAAGAAUAAUUUUGUUUUUCUUUAUUUAUACUGAUGUGAAGUGUGUAAGUUAUAGAGAUUAAGAUAUUUUGCCUUUCAGUGCAGAUAACUGGUAAGUGGAAUAGUUAUGUCAAUUCUGGUCACACGUAGACAGCCCUGCUCAGCUGGAAACUUGUAUUCUGCUUACCAUGUUACUCAGUGGCAAAUAAUUUGUGCUAUUUAUAGGCAUUAUUGAACUCUCUUUAGCGAGUGUUAUCCAUGCAGUGUUGAAUUACAAAUGAAACAAGAGAAAAUAAAUAAAGUAGUUGUAACUUGUCAGUUUCAUGUCUCUUGAAUCAGGAAUUGAUCUUCCAGUUAAGUGGAAGAUGCUAUUGUAUGUUUGUUUAAAUAUAAGGUUUUCCCCUCC
Molecule: messenger RNA, 5319 nt
Organism: Zootermopsis nevadensis
Lineage: Eukaryota; Metazoa; Arthropoda; Insecta; Blattodea; Termopsidae
Product: ATP-binding cassette sub-family C member 10
Biological process (GO): transmembrane transport
Cellular component (GO): membrane
Molecular function (GO): ATP binding; ATP hydrolysis activity; ABC-type transporter activity
Source: RefSeq, a predicted model, not a curated record